UUCUGGUCUGUUUGUUUGUUUGUAUGUUAACAGCAUUUAACCAAGAGCUGAAGACAUUUCAACUUUAUCAAAUAUUUUCAUGUAUAAUAAAUAUUUUAAAUAGUGUUUAACUGAAAUAGUAAGUGAAAGUAGUAGUGAAACUGAAAGUAAAUUCGACAACUAUUUUAUGUAGCUUCACACGAGACAGCUCAACAGCAGGAGAAAUGAGUUGUGAUGGCGACCAGCACACAAUGCAGUCCUCAGAUGAUGUGCUGCCCCCUCCUGGUGACAUCCAGGUCCUGUUGCUGACAUUAGAUUCUGUGUCUCUGAGCUGGAGUUCUCCUCAGGGGCUGAUCGGACCACAGACAUUCAGAGUGACCUGGGGGUGUGAUGGUGAAACAAGCUCAACAAGAGUGAAAGAUGUGUAUCAUCUUAAAAUAAGCAGUCUCAGACCUGGUGAAAAGUACCAGUUCAACAUGGCUACAGAGGGAGAAGAUGGAAGACAAAGCAGAUGGGUCUCAGCAUCCCUAUCCACAGUGGUCCCACCCAGAGUUUUAAAGAUAGACCAUUUGGAAGAGACCUCCUUCACUCUCCACUGGUCCAAGGCUGAAGGGAUGGAGAAAGUUCCACAACGCUUCUUCAUAUCCAACUGCAUCCCAGGAACAGACCCCCUCACAGCCGUUACUGACGACUGCCACAAAACCUUCUCAAACCUGCAUCCUGGCACCAAGUACACUGUUAGUGUUGCAACUGUGCUGAGCAAUGGGGAACAGAGUGAACCUGUCUCUACAACAAUCUGCACCUUACUUCCUGCUCCAGACCAGCUGACUGUUGACUCAGUGGACACCACAUCAGCUGCUGUUAGCUGGAACCAGCCACCAGGAUUGGACCACACCCAACAUCAUUACCAGAUCUCCUACCGCUGUCCAGGGAUAAAACCACACAUCACUACCACAUCUUCACCCAGAAUCACUCUCUGUGACCUGAAACCUGCUACUGAAUACUCUGUCACUGUCUGUACUGUGCUGGAAAAUGGAAAGCAAAGUCAACUGGUGUUAACAACCUUCACCACAGUACCCACUGCUCCUGGCCAGCUGACUGUUGACACCACAUCAGCUGCUGUUAGCUGGAACCAGCCACCAGGAUUGGACCAAACCCAACAUCAUUACCAGAUCUCCUACCGCUGUCCAGGGACAGAACCCCACUACACUACCACAUCUUCACCCAUUAUCACUCUCUCUGACCUGAAACCUGCUACUGAAUACUCAGUCACUGUCUGCACUGUGCUGGAAAAUGGAAAGAAAAGUCGACUGGUGUCAACAACCCUCACAACAAUACUUCCUGCUCCAGACCAGCUGACUGUUGACUCAGUGGACACCACAUUAGCUGCUGUUAGCUGGAUCCAGCCACCAGGAUUGGACCAAACCCAACAUCAUUACCAGAUCUCCUACCGCUGUCUAGGGACAGAACCACACAUCACUACCACAUCUUCACACAGCAUCACUCUCUCUGACCUGCAAGGUGGUACUCAGUACUCUGUUACUGUCUGCACUGUGCUGGAAAAUGGAAAGCAAAGUCGACUGGUGUCAACAACCCUCACCACAAGAUCCUAUCUGAUGGAGCUGUUGUCAAAGACUGGACUGGAAGAUCAUUAUGAAAACAAGCUGACGUUAAGUACUGUCCUUGAGAUAAAUGCUGAUACUACAUCAGAUGAACCUCUUACCACUAUGCAGUCACUUCCAGGGGCCUUCCUUAAGAAAUUAAUUAUGGCAAAUCUGAAUGCUAGGAGUGUCAAAUGUAUGUCCACCGAUGCAGAAGUUUCAUUUCCGGGUACAGACCGUUUUGAGAAUCUAAAAAGUGACUCUGCUAACAGUAAUGUCAUUAAUCCACUGGACCUGAUAACUUCCCUGUUUCUGUGCUCAGAUGGUUUCCUGCAGCAGGAGAUGGUCCAGAAAAUGUCCAUGUGUCAGUUUGCUGUUCCUCUUCUGCUGCCCAACUGUGACACAGAACAAAUCACUUUGAUGCUGUGGGCCUUAAGGGACAUAGUGAAGAAGUUUAGACUCUCUUCCCAAACAGACACAAAGGCUUUUGUGGAGGAGAGAGUUGUUCUCUCUGAUAUUCCCAUGGUGUCCUUUGUUAGGUUAGGUGAGAUUAGAGUGUCCAAGUCUCAGAUCUUGAACAAACUGCUUAGUAACCCUCAGCAGUACCAUGACACAUUUGUUCAUCAUGAUAUGGAAUGUGGCGACAUCCCCCACAGAAUUUCAGAUGGUCUGGUUGAAAUCAGCUGGUACCUUCCAUGUGGGAACAGAAACAUAGACAUCUUCACUAAGCCUGUGGCGGUGGCUAAUCUCAGAGGAGACAUCAGGUCCUUUGAAAAACAGUUCUCCUUUCUGUGUCAAACAUCAGCUGCAGUUUACAUUUUCACUGAUGAUUUAAAGGCAUAUCUCAAUUUGUUGAAAAGCAAAAACACAAAAGCAGAGUUAUUUCUGGUCGUCAACUCUCAAAGAAAAUCGUUCAGAGUAGACACAUUAAAACAAAUGAUCACAAACUGCAGUAUCAAUGACCAAAAUGUGAUUGUCAAGAAAAAGAAAAACGAUGCAGAAUUUGUCAAAACCCUGCAAUCAUCUGUUGGUGACAUCAUUGAAAAUAGUCCAGACCGGUUGACAGUGGAAAACAUGACUGACAUAGCUCGUCACAGUGGGAUUCUGGUUGAUGAAGACCGCCAUGACUGUCAGAGUGCCAGGAAGAUGGCAGAUGAAAUCACCAGCAACAUCAGAGAGACAGUCAAAUUUAAAGACAAACAGCUACCCUUACAGGGGCAAAUCUGGAAAGAGCUUUCCCAGUUGGAGAAAGAGAGAUGUAGACUGAGAAAACAAGGGGAUCAAGACAUUGAACACUGCAGGAGCUCUCUGAAGGAGAAGGAGGAAGAGCUGAGAAAGAAACAAUAUACAUUUUACAUGUCAGAUGCAAUGAAAAGCUUCAUUUUAGGAUUGUCAGGUUCAGGAGCUGAGCGUUCCUAUUUCCUCAAAUGGAUGCAGAUAAAUCUGGACAAUCUGUCACGUCAGAACCUGUCUGCUUUGAGGGACCAGUACAAAGAUCUUUGCCAAAAUUCUCCUGAGAAAAAAGACGACAUUAAAGAUUUGGAUAAGCAAAUAUCUGACUGUUCCUUGGGACUUGAACACUUCCUGCGUGAGUUGGGCCAGUUAUAUGAAGCUGCCUGCUCCCUCCCUGAAGACAGUCCUCAAAGGAAACAGAUGGAGCAGCUCCCUGGAUUGUGUGCUCAGAUGCUGUUGGAUGGUUUCCCCAUUGAGCUUGUGGAUGGAGAUGCAUCAAAUAUCCCUCUGAAAUGGAUAUCAGCUGUUCUGACUCGGCUGCAUAAUCUUGUGGACUCUAACAGCAAAAUCCGGGUUGUGACAGUUUUAGGGGACCAAGGUACUGGGAAGUCCACUCUCCUCAACACCAUGUUUGGAGUCCAGUUUGCUGUCAGCAGUGGAAGAUGCACCAGAGGGGCCUUCAUGCUGCUGAUUAAAGUCAACAAAGAACUCAAGGAGGAACUGAAAUGUGACUUCAUCAUGGUGAUUGACACAGAGGGGUUGAAAUCACCAGAGUUGGCUCAACUAGAUGAUAGCUAUGAACAUGACAAUGAACUGGCCACACUGGUAAUUGGACUCAGUGAUGUCACUAUCAUCAACAUUGCCAUGGAGAACAACACAGAGAUGAAAGAUAUUCUGCAGAUUGUUGUUCAUGCUUUUAUCAGGAUGAAGGAAGUGGGGAAGAAGCCAGUAUGUCAUUUUGUGUACCAAAACGUGUCAGACAUGUCUGCUCAUGACAACAACAUGAGAGAGCGGAAGAAGUUGUUGGAACAGUUGAAUGAAAUGACCCAGGUAGCAGCCAGAAUGGAGAAGAAGGAGAAUAUCACCAAGUUCACUGAUGUGAUGGAGUAUGAUCCAGACACAAGCAGCUGGUACAUCCCAGGACUCUGGCAUGGGACUCCCCCUAUGGCUCCAGUCAAUGCUGGAUACAGUGAGGCUGUGUAUGAUUUAAAAAAGAGCUUGAUGCAAGACUUAAUCAAAUGCCAGAGUAAUGAUGACAUGACACAUUUCCUGAAGUGGACAGAAAGCUUGUGGGAGUCUGUCAAAUUGGAUAAAUGAAUUGUAAGUGUCAGAAACAGCUUGGUUGCAGAUGCAUACACCAGUUAAUGCUUUAAGUACAAUGGUUGGAACGGUCCUUCAAGAAGGACAUUUAUUCCUGGAUAAUGGGUGCUGAAAGCAGAAUAUAAAACAGAUCCAAACCCCCAAAUGAGCAUAUGAAACGUGCUGAAGGACUUGUCCUGUCAUCCCAAUGGUGGAAGCAGUUUAUUACUGUCACUAGGACAGCAGAACCCCUGCCCAUCAGGUUCUAAGUUACCAGUUAGAAUAAUAGAAUACACAAGGUGCAAUUUAGAAAUGUGGUUUUAUAUCAGCUGGUUUUCUCUUGUUAUGUAAGUCACUGACAGUCAGUCAUUUAGCCCAUGUCAGCAAAACAAAGAUUGCUAAGUUAGUUUAGCGGCCAGCUAUCUAAACUAUUAUGGUUGAAUUACCUGCUGGGGGGGCCCUAUUGUUUUUGUCAGUCUAACGCCGAUAUUAUAAUUUAAAAAAUGUAAUUAAAAAAUGAUAUUAUUUUAAAUCAAAUGUAUUUAUAAAGCUCUUUUACAUCAGCAGAUAAUUAUACACAAACCCAGCCUAAAAGCCCAAACAGCAAGCAAUGCAGACGUAGAGUCACGGUGGCUAGAACAAACUCCCUAGAAAGGCAGGAACCUAGGAAGAAACCUAGAGAGGAACCAGGCUCUGAGGGGUGGCCAGUCCUCUUCUGGCUGUGCUGGGUGGAGAUUAUAAUCAUACUGUUGACUACUAUUGACUUGGACUGGAGUAUGAAGACAAAUCUCAACAUUAGAAAAAAUAUAUUCAUAUAAUUUGUAUAAACAGCUGGAUUAAAAUUAAAUGAAGAUUAUGCUCAUUGGGAUGAAACAAGGAUAUAUAUUUACAAGAGGGAAGUGUAACUAAUUAUUAAAGAAAGGUCAUUUUGUUUGUUUGAGCUUCGAUAUUGUAUAUUAUCUUUGGUUUGAUUUAGUUUUAUCUUGUAUAUCAUUCAUGCAGUCUUUGAAGGACUAACCCAGUGAUGGACUAAAGGGAUCCAUAGAUCAGUGCAGACUGUACAUACUGUGAUUGUAAAUAUUGUCCAUUAGAUUUACAUCCAUAGAGAUGUGAUUCUAUAUGUAAUGCUAUGUUUUACACCUUUACAAAAAGCCUCUGAAACAGAUACAUACAUACUUGUUUAAGGCUUUUGUAUGUUUGUAAGCAGAGAACAUCUUAGUCCUCAUCUUAUGAAAGGAAGUUGCAUUAAGGGCUACUUUAGUUGCAUGCAUGUUAAAAUAUUCAUUUCCGUCAUGUAACAAGUUAAUUAUUCCAUUGUUUGUUUAUUUGUCUGAGAUUUGUCAAAUGUAAAGAAUGUAUACACAUCUGAUUUCAUAAAAAAAUAUCUGCAUUAUUUUACUUUAGAAAAAUGCAUAACCAAUGAUUCAUCACCUACUUAAUGAACAUCAACAUUUAUCAUUGAAAUACUUUUUAUAUAUCUAAUUUCAAAAUCCCAGCAUUAUUUUAUUGUAGAAAAAUCCAUGUAUCAUAUCCUAUGAUUAAUCUACUUAUCAUCAUACUAACAACAAUGUAUACCACUUAUCAUUGAAGGACUUUUUAAAUAAAAACUUUUCAUUGAGA
Oncorhynchus nerka (sockeye salmon) is the source of this 5732-nucleotide messenger RNA. RefSeq names its product up-regulator of cell proliferation-like. The record is from RefSeq and is a predicted model, not a curated record. Gene Ontology annotation, molecular function: GTP binding; protein binding. The transcript has 8 exons. The coding region runs from base 204 to 4130 and encodes 1308 amino acids. NCBI's taxonomy places the organism in Eukaryota, Metazoa, Chordata, Actinopteri, Salmoniformes, Salmonidae.